Messenger RNA from Armigeres subalbatus, 2258 nucleotides. RefSeq names its product nitric oxide-associated protein 1. Gene Ontology annotation, molecular function: GTP binding. The transcript is spliced from 2 exons. The coding region runs from base 111 to 2183 and encodes 690 amino acids. The record is from RefSeq and is a predicted model, not a curated record. NCBI's taxonomy places the organism in Eukaryota, Metazoa, Arthropoda, Insecta, Diptera, Culicidae.
GAAUAACAGAAUUACAACAAAACCGCAAAAAACUCAUUUUUCGUUUUACAUAUCGCUGCGCAUAUGGUGCUUGAUGAUUAAAUAAUUUUCCAAGUUUAUUCCCCCGUGAAAUGUUACGAAAUUGUAUAAAAACUUUACAAUAUUCUAUUAAUGGUGCCAGAAAAAGUCCUCACCGCUCGGUAGUGCAAAUCCGACAAUGUUCUUCCGCCAGCGAAAGGUUCGAAUUGACGACGGACGAACUGUUCGAACAGUUCAAGGACAAAAUUCGCUACAGCUCGUUUGUGGAAAACCAAAUACUAAAGUUAGGAUACCGGCGCAAUAAGAUUCUCGAGUCGCGGUUGGAGAAAGCCCGACGUGAUCACAUUACCCAUCAGGCACGGGCCAGACCGUUUCCGAUUGCCCUUGAGCAGCUGUACGGCGAAAGGAUUCAGGAACCAUCGCCGGUCGAUGCCGAGGAGUCGGAGGAAGUGGUCGAUUACUUCCCGUACCAGAAACUGAUCCGCAAGAUUGAACAUGCUCCCGUAGAGGAUUUACCCGAGGAUGUCGCUCCCUCAACCGGUCAGUGGAUGUCCGACUACGAGUACUACGAAGAGGAUGAGGACGACGAUCGGCAGUCAUUGUACGGAACACCGGAUCCGAAAGAGCCGGUUUCCAACGUGCCUUGUGGGGGUUGCGGUGCAUUGUUGCAAUGUGCUGAACCUAGCAUUUCCGGCUAUUUGCCAAGCCAGUUGUUUAAGAACCGCUCGAAGCAGCAGUUGAUGACCAGCAUUUGUCAGAGGUGUCACUUCUUGAAGAACUACAACACGGCUAUCAACAUCACCGUGUCGCCCGAGGACUACAUCGAAAUGAUUUCAUCUAUUCGGAACAAGAAAGCGCUGGUGCUGCUCUUGGUAGAUCUCUUGGACUUCCCGUGCUCAAUUUGGCCGGGCCUGUCGGAUAUUUUAGGGCCUGAGCGAUCCAUCAUCGUUGUGGGCAACAAAGUCGACCUUCUCCCUCGCGACUGCUCUGGAUAUCUUGACAAUAUUCGCAACAAUCUGACCAAAACCUUCCUGGAAGCAGGCUUCACCAAGAACAAUAUCAAACACGUGUCUCUUAUAUCGGCUACCACCGGCUACGGCGUCGAGCAACUUAUCACCAAAAUCCACAAUGUCUGGGGAGUGCGUGGCGAUGUGUACCUCGUCGGUUGCACCAAUGUUGGAAAGAGCUCACUUUUCAACGCACUACUCCGCUCAGAUCUCUGCAAAGUCAAAGCUUCUGACCUGGUCCAGCGGGCAACCGCCUGCCCCUGGCCCGGAACCACCCUUAAAAUGCUCAAAUUCCCCAUCUUGAGACCGUCGGACUAUCGCCUCUAUCUUCGCUCGAAGCGCCUCCAAUCCGAACGGGUUAUCCUCGCCGAAGAAGAGAAACUUCGACGGCAUCAAGCUCGCAGCACCGGAUCGCCUCAAUUCGCCACCCUUAUCGGACACAUCGGUCAGACAUUCGCCGCAGAAAAAGCGCAAACUAGCGACCACUUCUCCGUAUCGCAAAAUAGCGGCGGAGGCGCGGCACCCAUUCUUACAUUGAACGAAAAAAGCGACGACUACAUCAACAGCAAAUGGUGCUACGACACUCCCGGGGUGGUCCAGCCUGAACAAAUAACCAAUCUUCUCACCACGGACGAGCUUCUCCUGACCCUCCCGAAGCAGAUGAUCCGCCCAAGAGCGUACCUCAUGAAGACCGGGCUCACUCUGUUCCUGGCCGGUCUCGGUCGACUGGACUACAUCGAGGGCCCCGAAUCUACGCGCGUUCUCCUAUACGCCUCUCCGAACCUUCCGACGCUGAUUUGUGACACCGAGCAUGCCUCCGAAAUCUACCGAAAUUUUCUGGGAACCGAUUAUCUCCGAGUGCCACGAGCUGGUCCCGAGCGCCUGGCCAAGUGGCCCGCACUGCAAGCCGGUCCGGACAUAUUGCUGUGCGGCGAGGAGAAGCACAUUUCCGUAGCGGAUGUGGUUCUCUCGUCGGCCGGUUGGAUUUCCAUCAACCUGUCGGCCGAUUCGGAAGCCGUAUUUCGGGCGUGGACCCCGGAACGUAGGGGAAUCUUUGUGCGGCAGCCCGCACUUUUGCCCUUCGGUAUGCGGCUAAGGGGGAAACGGAUACGCGGAAGUUUGGCCUACCGAGACGGGGAUGCGUUUGUGAAGCAAUGAGUUAAGUGUUGUUCAGUACUUAAAGGUAAGGUAUAUAAUUGUUUAAUUGAACGAUUUCUAAUAAGGCAAAUUGAA